GUCUGAAUGCAAAACAUACCGUCAUAAAAAUAGAGCAGCUGGGGAGCCCCCUCUGCACGUCCUGGCGGUGCCGCUCCGACCCUCGCGCUCACGGCUCAUCCCGGGAUAACGGCUCCGCUCGCGCCGGCGGCCCUGAGGCGUUUGGCUGCCCGGAGAGCCUUCCCUGCCUGCUGUAGUGCCCUGGUGGUGAAUUCCCCCCCCUCCUUCUCUCUCCUUUUAACUGGAGGAAGCAGAUUUCAUCAGUUCCCUUCUGGUCAAUGCUUUGUAAUUGUCCAACGAGAAAGAAGUAAUGAUUUAAUGUCCUAAAUGCACAAACAGCAACGAGACAAUAGUUGAGCAAGGACUUGCUGCUUUAAAAAGAAGCGAGAAGCCUCUGAGGUUCUAGGAACAGAUGAGGAUAAUAUGGGGGAUGGCUGCUCUCAAAAACUGGCUUCUGCCAAGUUCCUGCGACUUUUGCUUCUAAUUCUGAUUCCAUGCAUCUGUGCCCUUAUCCUUUCGCUGGUUAUUCUGCUUACCUUUUUAGGGUUAUUAGAAAAAACAUGCUUUUAUUCAAACGGGAGUGAGGUCCUCGCAGUUAAUGGUGACAUUGAAACGUCUAGCAUUCUUUUGCCAAAAAUGGCUGAAAACAAUUCCAAGACUCAUCCCACAGUGGAUAUCAGCACAUGGACUCCCUCCUGGACCACCACGUCUUUAUCCCAAGUUGGCCAAAUGGACACAAACUCAAAUAUGUUUAGAGAGACUUUACAGGAAAAUGCAUUUACACCUACAUCUCCAGUAUCAGUACUCGAUCCUGAUCUUACAAAUGAUGAUGCUUUAUCAGAGGACUCCAAAUACAGCACUCAGUUUUUUGCCACUACAGAGGGAGAGCCAUCGUGGUCCACAGAUUUGUUCUCUAACAUCACAGAGAAGAUGAUCACUUUACCUGUAUUAAGUCCUACUCAUCCAUCUGUGUCACAGCAAAAGGAGCAGAAAGAAAGUGUCUGCAUAAAUAUGACCAACAGCCAGUGCCAAAUGCUGCCGUAUAACUACACGACUCUAACUUCAGUUCUUUCCAUUGUCAAAAGUAUUGAAAUGGAAAAGUUCCUGAAGUUCUUCAGUUAUCUCAGUCGUCUCAGCUGCUAUCAACACAUCAUGCUGUUUGGCUGUAGUCUUGCUCUUCCUGAGUGCAUCAGCAAUGGUGAUGACAGUUGAGUUAUUUUCGGGAUUACAGCUUACCUUCUAGAACCGAAUAGCAGGCAAACAAGUAUCCUUUUAAUGCAAGUGUAAUGAGUUCAAUAAAUAUCAUGUCUUUAUUUUAGAUGUGAUUUCCUGUAUUUCUGCCCACUGA
Meleagris gallopavo (turkey) is the source of this 1327-nucleotide messenger RNA. NCBI's taxonomy places the organism in Eukaryota, Metazoa, Chordata, Aves, Galliformes, Phasianidae. The record is from RefSeq and is a predicted model, not a curated record.